Molecule: messenger RNA, 997 nt
Organism: Alosa sapidissima (American shad)
Lineage: Eukaryota; Metazoa; Chordata; Actinopteri; Clupeiformes; Clupeidae
Exons: 4
Coding region: 68-928 (286 amino acids)
Molecular function (GO): zinc ion binding; nucleic acid binding
Source: RefSeq, a predicted model, not a curated record
UCAACAGGCCUUGACGACAGCGGACCUAACCGUGGAAGCUGUGGAAAGGUACCAGGCCACAGCAGAGAUGCUUCGGGCUUCCAGAAAGGAGCCCCAGAGUGCGUCCCCGCCACAGACGGGAGGAACCCGUCCAAAGAACCCCAAGGUUUCCAACCCAGGCACUUCAGGAGCUGUCCAGGCUCCAGGGGGAGCCAGAGACCAGCCAGCACCAGGAAGAGGACACCGGGAGAGUGAAACCCGACAGUAUUACCGGUGUGGGGAGAUGGGACACAUCUCCUGGCAGUGUGGGAAACCGGCAGAUGAGCCUAUGCCCACUGCUGAGUCCUCCAGCUCACCACCCGCCCACAUUUUUGCUUCGCUCGUGGGAGUCGUGACUGUGAAUCACCAUGAUGUGGAAGCUCUGCUAAAUUCCGGUAGCCGGGUCACCCUGGUGCGUAAGGAUCUGGUGGAUUCAUCGUGUCUGACCCCAGGGAAAGUCCUCACGGUUUCCUGUGUCCAUGGAGACACCAGAGACUACCCCACCACUGAACUCGCAAUGACCACCACCAGGGGAACCAUCCUCACGAUGGCGGGUGUGUACCUCGGAAGCGGAGAGGUAAGACGUAUCCUGAGAAUACGCAAGUACAACCCUCAGAACCACUCACUCCAGCCUGUGCUCUUGGAGGGAUGGCAGGUGCCCAGGCUGAUUCAGAGACUGGUCCAGACACAGGGGAAGAGAACAUGGUCCCAGGAAGUGCUCCAAUCUCCAGCGAGGAAGACGUCCAAGGCACCAAAGAGCUUCCCCCUCUCACAGGCCAGUAUGACCCCGAGGACUGCUGGACAUCGCCAAGGAGGCCUGGGAGGAGCAACCGUGCCGACAGCGGACCCUGAUCGAGCAUGUCGGGGCCAUGAGAGAGAGAAUGAAGGCUGUCUAUCCCAUGAUGCGUGAACACAUGGAUACUGCUCAACGGCAACAGCAAGCCUCCUACAAUAGAUCUGCUCAACCCAGAGAGUUUAA